AUGGAAAAAUCUAAAAACUUCCGGAUCGACGCCCUUCUGGCUGAAGAAACACACAGAGGGAACCGAGAAGUAUCACCCGGACUCAGUAGCGACAGCCCGACGGGCAGCCCGGUGUCAUGCAGGCGCGCGGACACCCCGUCUCCACGCGGGACAACACUUCACCUUCAACCUGGAAUCAUACCUAAACCAGGUCUGCUCAAUCUCCCACACCCAGGACUCACGUCUCUUCACCAAGGCUCGAUCCCGGGCAUGUACUCUGCUCCCAUGUACCCCCUCUCAGCUCUGGGAGGCCAGCACCCUGCUUUGGCGUACUCGGGUUUUACGCAACUGAUGCAUCCGUAUCCGGAGCAGCUGAAGGCGGCAGCAAUGGCUGGAUCUUUACCCCUGGAGCACUGGAUACGAGCUGGGAUCAUGCUGCCACGACUUCCAGAUUACACCUCAGCUCCCCAGUCUGGUUUAAUGGGGAAAUGUCGCAGGCCGCGCACGGCUUUCACCAGUCAACAGCUACUGGAGCUCGAGAACCAGUUUAAACUCAACAAGUACCUCUCAAGACCCAAACGCUUCGAAGUGGCCACAUCGCUCAUGCUGACCGAAACACAGGUGAAGAUCUGGUUCCAGAACCGUCGGAUGAAGUGGAAACGUAGUCGUAAGGCUAAAGAACAGGCCGCUCAGGGCGAGGCCGAACACCAACGGAGAGGAACCAAGCCGACCAAUGAGAGACCAGGAAGAAACGGCCGCCGGACAUCAGGUAUGGAUGAUGAGCUGGAUGAAGAUAUCGACGAGGAAGAUGAAGAGUAUGAUGAGGAGGACAGAGAAAAACACAAGUUCACCAACAACCUCAACAUCCAUCGCUCCACAGAUUACCUGCACCACACGGCUGAACUGGGAUACCACCCGGAUAGCUCAUUCUCCGAUGACGACAUGGACGAGGUUGGGGCUGACAGGAAGAUUGGGGCGGGCUUAUAA
Messenger RNA from Triplophysa dalaica, 966 nucleotides. It is a transcript of the gene mnx2b, whose product is annotated as motor neuron and pancreas homeobox 2b. NCBI's taxonomy places the organism in Eukaryota, Metazoa, Chordata, Actinopteri, Cypriniformes, Nemacheilidae. Gene Ontology annotation, molecular function: sequence-specific double-stranded DNA binding; DNA-binding transcription factor activity, RNA polymerase II-specific. Gene Ontology annotation, cellular component: nucleus. The record is from RefSeq and is a predicted model, not a curated record. The coding region runs from base 1 to 966 and encodes 321 amino acids. The transcript is spliced from 3 exons. Gene Ontology annotation, biological process: neuron projection morphogenesis; central nervous system development; regulation of DNA-templated transcription.